Molecule: messenger RNA, 1354 nt
Organism: Symbiodinium necroappetens
Lineage: Eukaryota; Dinophyceae; Suessiales; Symbiodiniaceae
Source: the annotation of a GenBank genome assembly
AUGGCUCAGGCACUCCCAGCGCAUGGCGGGCGACGCCGGCAAGCUGAUGGGCGGGCAUGGGCUGGCCGAUCAGGUUGGAGUGGCAUAUGGGUGAGUGCACUCGCAGCACAGCGGCAUGCGUUUCGAAUGCACGGAACGCAGGUGCUCACUGCCGAGCUGUUGCAAGAAGCUUCCGACGAGACAUCGAACUCGGUGAUAACAUCUUUGCAGGCACUGCCCAGCUUUCAGUUGUUGGCGAGGUUGGAGGCAGAGGCAGCCAUGCUGCGCGACAAGGAGGACGAAGACAAGCUUGCCAAAGGCGUGGCCGAGGCCGUGGCAAGGGGUGUUCUGCAGGAUCACCCUCGAGUGGAACCCACGUUCCAGAUCGAGGCGGAAGGGAAGUCAGUGAGAGUCAUUGCUGAUGAGAUUCGGCUCAAGCUUGGCCGUGCUCCUGAACGCGGAUGUGUAGUGGUUAUACAAGGCAGCAGCGGAACAGGAAAGAGCACUCUCGUCAAGAAGCUUCAGGCUGGCAUGCCCAAGGCUGCGUGCUGGUCAAACGGUAAUGUCUUUCGUGCCCUGACAUUGCUGGCCCUGCGCAUGUGCCCGGAUCUGAAGCCAGAAAAGCUGACGCACCAAUUCGUGGAAACGCUCAUCUCACGCUUGGAGUUCGGCAAGUUCAAGGGAGACUUUGACAUUCAAAUCAAAGGCCUGGACCAGGAUCUCCUCGUCUCCGAGAUCGCCAAUACACUGCUGAAAGAGCCCGAAGUCGGUAGCUUCGUCCCGAUGAUCGCCGCAAAGAUGCAAGGUGAGGUCGUGAGCUUUGCGGCAAGGGCGGCUUGCAAGAUGCAAGCAGCUGGCAUGAAUGUUUUAAUGGAAGGCCGCUCACAGUCCUUGGAUUAUGUCCGGACACCACACCGCUUCGAGCUGUCAAUGAGGGAUCCGAUCGCCAUCGGAUAUAGACGAGCCGCGCAACGUGUAGCGGGCGCAGCUCGGGACGAGAUGAUGCGCGAUGCGAAGAACGUGCGUGCAGCCCUCACAUCGGCACUGUCUCGCCUGUCUGCUACCGAGAAGACGAUGCACAGCAAAAGGUCGCAGGGGAAAGCUGGACAAAUUUGUGUCCUGGCGCGGGACAGGUCUCAGAACGGCACCGGCUUAUGCAAGUUGGGGCCGGACGGUUUCCCUGAUUUGGCCAACAUCCUGCGACUGGGAGGUCCUCCAGAGGUGCUGGAAGACGGGCAUGUCCUGGUCGUCCCUCUCCGGAGCAAAUGCCGGAAUGUUCGUCAGAACGAGGUGCUGGAGACCAGCCUCUUCCACUUUUAUUCGUACCGUGCUGGCAUUGUGUGGCCUCCCCCUUCGAUCCGCUUGCGGGCCCAAG